CUUUCCAGAGGCGUGAUCCGUGCGCUGCCGCUCUCUCCGAUGCCGAGCGGUGACACGGGGAUCGGCAAGCCUCCUCGCUUCUGUCACUCUCAGAUUGCAUGUGCUGAAAUGGAAUAGAUCGGGAAGGCAUAGACUGUCUGUCAACCAUGUGAAGCAUCUUGGAUUUUUGACGGGAGAUAAAGAGGAGGGACUGUUAGGAGGUGAACCUGAGAGAAGAUUUCCCAGCGGCUAGAAAGGGAGGAGGUGCCCAUAUGUUUUUUUUUUUUUUUUGUUGUUUUUUUUGAGCGCAAGCAAAGAGCUGCUUCUAAGGUGUUCUCCCUCAAUCUGCAGGAUAUUCUCACUGACAAUGAUCUGGGUUGCUACAUCGGCGCCGAGUCUCUCAUUCAUCCAUUUCUAACCGUCUGGAGGAACGUGAAGAAGUUUUGAUGAAUCAGUAUUCGUUAGCCGACGCUAUGACCGACAAGGGAAACUUCACAGUUCCGAAGCUUUCAGAGUCCAACAUGGGAUUUGGAGUGCUGGGAGUUUUUCUGGGGCUCCUCCUGGAGGUUUCAACCCACGGACCCCACAGCGUUCCCCGAACUUCCUGGAAACGCCAAGACUUGGAUCUCUUGGAGUUUUCGGAGCCGGGCAUCUCCAACUACUCGACGCUGCUGCUGAGCGAGGAUAGAGACGCUCUGUAUGUGGGAGCAAGGGAAGCCAUCUUUGAGCUCAGCAAGAGGAAUGUGACCGUCAGGAACCACAAGGUUCAGUGGAAAGUUGCAGAAAAUCCCAUGAUGAUGUGCACACUUAAAGGGAAAUCCAAAGAGCGGGACUGCCUGAACUACAUUAGAGUGCUCCAAAUAGUGGACGACGAGCGGCUUUACGUCUGCGGCACGCAUGCCUUCCAGCCUCAGUGUGAUUACUUGAAUCUUAGGGACUUUUCUAUGGAGGGUCGACCUGAGGAAGGCAGAGGGAAGUGCUCGUAUGACCCGUCGCAGAGCUUCACCGCCGUCAUGGUCGAUGGAGAGCUGUACUCUGGGACAGCUUACAACUUCUUAGGCAGUGAACCGAUUAUUUCCAGAUACUCUCCACCCCAUUCCCUGCUUAGGACCGAGUACUCCACGUCAUGGCUCAACGAGCCCAGCUUUGUCUUUGCAGACGUGAUAAGAGCCGGGAAGCACAGAGUAGACGGCGAGGACGACAAAAUCUACUACUUCUUCACCGAGGUGUCGGUGGAGUACGAGUUCUUUGGCAAGCUGCUCAUUCCCAGGGUGGCUCGCGUCUGUAAGGGUGACCUGGGGGGGCAGCGCACUCUGCAGAAGAAAUGGACCUCCUUUCUGAAAGCCAAGCUGGUGUGCUCCAUGCCUGAGCUCAACUUUGUUUUCAACGUGGUCCACGACGUUUUCAUCCUGAAGGGCAAAGACUGGAGGGAUACAAUCUUCUAUGGCAUCUUCACCUCUCAGUGGGGGAAUGUGGGUUUGUCGGCGGUGUGCACCUACAACAUGACAGCUGUGGAGGAAGUCUUCUCUAAAGGGAAGUAUAUGCAGAAGGCCACAGUGGAGCAGUCCCACACAAAGUGGGUGCGGUAUAACGGCAUCCCCCCUUCUCCUCGUGCUGGUGCAUGUAUUAACAGCCAAAUGCGCCAGCAGAACAUCAGCAGCUCGCUCCACCUGCCAGACAAAACCCUCCAGUUUGUGCGGGACCACCCGCUGCUGGAAGACCCCGUCCUGCCUAUUGGCAACAGACCUCGACUCAUCACCAAGGAUGUCAAUUACACCCAGCUGGUAGUCGAGAGGGUGCGCGCGCUUGAUGGGAACAUCUAUGACGUUAUCUUCAGCGGAACGGAUAAGGGGGUCCUGCACAAGUCUGUGGUGUUUGAGGAAGAUGUUCAUAUAGUGGAGGAGAUCCAGCUCCUGAAGAACUCUGAACCCAUAAAAAACUUACUGCUGUCCUCCAAGGUCAGACACCUUUUCAGUUCUCCAAAAACCCGAGCAGAAAUGAACCUUACAGGGGAAUUCUGUGAAUCUCAGAUAGGAUAAUUUAUGAAUGAAGGAGAUGUCUCCUGAAAAGUCGCUGAGGGUGGAAGCCAUAAACAGAAAGUGCUAAAGUGCAGCACAGCAAUAACACAAGGGUAUUAAAUGCAGCAGCAUAAACGUGUCUGAUAACAUUAUGAAAAGAGGGAAGCUAGUGAUUGAGAUCUUUAUGAAUCAUUUCCUUCUCUGUAGCUUUGCCAUGUUGACUCAUUUCUUUUCCAAGUCCUUUUCCUUUACUUCUCUGAAUCCUUUUCUUUUAACAACCACUGCCUCAGCCUAAAUGACAUACUGCCUUUUGGUAAUACCAAUUUUCUCAGCUCAACAUUUAGCUGAUUUUUAUCUCAAUGAUACAUUUGAGCCAAUUUAUGCAGAACAAAGGCUCAACAAAAUUAAAAAGCAGCCAAUGACAGGUCAGUUAUCAUUUGUUGACCGGAAUGUUCCAUUCAAGCCAAUUUAUUAGCCUCCAUGUGGCUCAA
This is a messenger RNA of Fundulus heteroclitus (mummichog), 2488 nucleotides long. Its product is annotated as semaphorin-4D-like. Gene Ontology annotation, biological process: negative regulation of axon extension involved in axon guidance; neural crest cell migration; ossification involved in bone maturation. The record is from RefSeq and is a predicted model, not a curated record. The coding region runs from base 426 to 2018 and encodes 530 amino acids. Gene Ontology annotation, molecular function: chemorepellent activity; semaphorin receptor binding. The transcript is spliced from 13 exons. Lineage: Eukaryota; Metazoa; Chordata; Actinopteri; Cyprinodontiformes; Fundulidae.